AUGAGGGCAGCACAGAAACGAAAACGGGUAAUCACGAGCUCUGACGAGGAAGAUGGAGAUGAAGGUACGUCAAGUGCAGUGUCAAAAACGCCUUUUUCGGUGUUAACUGAAAGAAAUGGAAAAAGUAUCCAAGUAAAAGGGCCACCGCAGCAUGUUCUCAAUUUGCUCAAGGACUAUUUCGGUCACUCCUCCUUUCGCCCUAUGCAGUGGGAUAUCGUAAAAAAUGCACUUGAUGGCAAAGAUCAGCUCGUCUUGAUGUCUACCGGUUACGGUAAAAGUGUAUGUUAUCAACUGCCUGGACUAAUAACUAAUUCUUUAACACUGGUCAUUUCCCCGUUGAUCUCACUGAUGAACGAUCAAGUUAGGACACUGUCAUUGAAUGGUACCGCUGCAUGUCUACUAAGCGGAACAACCAGUCACAAAGAAAAGGAUAGCAUCAUGUUGGCUAUCAGCGAAGAUACGCUAAGGUUAGUGUCGGCCCAGAAUUUGAAAUUAUCUUGGAGGAACGUAUUAGGUUAGAG
Messenger RNA from Strongylus vulgaris, 521 nucleotides. NCBI's taxonomy places the organism in Eukaryota, Metazoa, Nematoda, Chromadorea, Rhabditida, Strongylidae. The record is from the annotation of a GenBank genome assembly.